Molecule: messenger RNA, 1150 nt
Organism: Drosophila albomicans
Lineage: Eukaryota; Metazoa; Arthropoda; Insecta; Diptera; Drosophilidae
Gene: Surf6
Product: surfeit locus protein 6 homolog
Exons: 2
Coding region: 85-1089 (334 amino acids)
Biological process (GO): ribosomal large subunit biogenesis; ribosomal small subunit biogenesis
Cellular component (GO): nucleolus
Molecular function (GO): RNA binding; DNA binding
Source: RefSeq, a predicted model, not a curated record
AAAUUUGCGGUCACCCUAGCAGCCAGUGCACGUGUGAGGACACAAACAUUGUUUUCUUAGCGAUUUUUAAGGAAAUAAUUCAAAAUGAUAGAUGCAGAUAUUAUUAAAAAUAAGGUACGGCAGUACUACAACCGUGUACAUAACUUAGAGCAAGUGUCUGAUAAAAAAGAAAAUGGGGUUGAACAGAUGAAACGUUUCCAGCAGCGUGUGCUCAAUUUAUUGAAAACACACAAAGUGCCAUAUUCAACAAAAGAAGAUGAGGACACCUACGAAGAUUACUUACUUUCGGAUGAUGAAAACGCCGCUAAGACUAAUGGGAAAAACAAGAAAAAACAGUUGAGAAAUAAGGAAGCAGAUAGCUCAGAAGAUGAAAACGUCGAUGAACGAAUUGCUUCCAUCAAAAACAAACUGCGACAGAAAAAGAGGCCUACAACAGAGAAACAACAAAAGAGACGCGAAGCAAAGAAAUUGAAGCGAAGCAAGGGAGUGCAAAAGAUUCUACAAUCCUCAGGGAAAUCGUUAAAGAACGAGAAUGUAAAGCAACAGAAACUAAAAAAUGGAUUUGUGAAACUAGAAAAACAUGUAAAUGGGGAAACGGAGGAUAGCAAAGAACAGAUUCAACCAGUUAAAGUGCAACCCGUUUAUAACGAAGAGGCGAAAAUUGUUUACUCUAAGAUCGAUUUUGCCGCCAAUCCUGGUACAAAGGCAAAAAAAUCCCACCAAAAUCCAAAGGAAAUAUUGAAAAAGCUGAAGGACACGCGUCAGCACAUCAACGAGUUGAAGGAACAAGGUGACACCGAGAAGGCCGCUGAAAUCCAAAAUGACAUUGCAUGGAAAAAGGCGUUCGAUAAGAUCGAGGGCAAAAAAGUCAAGGAUGACACUAAGCUGCUACAGAAGGCUAUCAAAAAGCGAAAGGUAGAGAAGCGAGUGGCGAAGAAGAAGUGGACGGACCGCAAGGAGAAAGUAGAACACGAUAUUGCGAAGCGACAGAAGAAACGUCAAGAAAAUUUGGAUAAGCGCAGCAAGGAUAAGAAAAUCAAGAAAUUGAAAAAGGCAAGCAAGAAGGGUCGAAUUAUAGCUGGCUACUAAAAAAAACUUUGGCAACUUAAGCUAGGUUUAACAACUCAAAAUAAAAAUUGACAUACAAAAA